GGCAUUCCAGUUCUCUCUGCCUCUCACUUCCCACCAGUACGAGGACUUGGAGGUAUCUGUUGUUUGACAUCCCCGUUCUGCCUUCUAGACAUUUGAACCUCUAAAGGUCUUGGCUGUGAUCUAAAAUUGCAGUCAUGGCACCAAAAAAGAAGAGCGUCAAGAAGAAUAAACCGGACAUCAAUGAGAUGACAAUCAUUGUUGAGGACGGUCCUUUGAGCAAAUUAAAUGGGCUUAACACACUCUUAGACGGGGGAAAUGGCUUCAGCUGCAUCUCCACAGAAGUUAGCGACGCGUCCUAUGGGCCAAACUUCAUGGAAGGCCUCAGCAAGAUGAGGCAAGAAGGCUUCCUGUGCGACUUGACAGUCGCCACCAAAACAAAAUCUUUUAGCGUUCACAAAGUGGUGAUGGCUUCCUGCAGUGAGUAUGUUCAUAAUGUGCUAAAGAAGGAUCCCUCCAGUCAGAAACUGGACCUCAAUGAUGUCUCCCCUGUUGGUCUGGCGACAGUCAUUACAUACGCCUACUCUGGCAAGCUUACCUUGUCACUGUACACCAUCGGCAGUAUCAUUUCAACUGCUAUCUUUCUUCAAAUCCAUAGCUUGGUAAAAAUGUGCUGUGAUUUUUUGAUACAGGAAAUCAGUGUGGAGAAUUGCAUGUACGUGGCAAACAUUGCCGACACCUAUGGACUUAAAAACACCAAAGACGCAGCUCAGAAGUUCAUCAGGGACAAUUUUAUCGAGUUUUCCGAAACUGAGCAGUUCUUGAAACUGACCUAUGAGCAGAUCAAUGAUUUCCUCCAAGACGACGCUCUACGCUUGCCUUCAGAAAUCACAGCAUUCCAAAUAGCAAUGAAAUGGCUGGAUUUUGACACAAAAAGGGAGAAGUACGCGGCUGACCUGCUGGCCAAUAUUCGCUUUGGCACAAUCUCUGCGCAAGAUUUGGUCAGCUUUGUCCAGAGCGCUCCGAGAAUGAUGCAGAACGCGGAAUGCCACAGACUUCUUGUUGAUGCCAUGAAUUACCACCUGCUUCCAUAUCAGCAGAACUCCUUGCAGUCCAGAAGAACAAAAGUACGAGGUGCCCUCCAAGUCUUAGUCACCGUCGGUGGGCGUCCGGCAUUGACAGAAAAGUCACUCAGUAGAGAUGUUGUGUUCAGGGACCCAGAGAACAACUGGAGCAGACUGACGGAGCUGCCCGCCAAGAGUUUUAAUCAGUGCGUUGCCGUCAUGGAUGGAUUCCUCUACGUGGCGGGAGGUGAAGACCAGAACGAUGCCAGGAACCAGGCCAAGCAUGCCGUCGGUAAUUUCUGCAGAUAUGAUCCGCGUUUCAACACUUGGAUCCACCUGGCAAAUAUGAUCCAGAAGCGCACUCACUUCAGUCUCAGUGCCUUCACUGGCCUGCUUUUUGCAAUAGGAGGCCGUAAUUCAGAUGGCUGCCAGGCUUCUGUUGAAUGCUACGUCCCCUCAUCCAACCAGUGGCAGAUGAAGGCAUCUCUUGAAGUGCCCAGGUGUUGCCAUGCCAGUGCUGUCAUCGAUGGUAAGAUCUUGGUCACUGGAGGCUACAUCAACAACGCAUACUCCCGCUCUGUCUGCUGCUAUGACCCUUCAAGUGAUUCUUGGCAAGAUAAAGCCAGCCUGAGCACCCCGAGAGGAUGGCACUGCGCCGUCAGUCUAGGUGACCGGGUUUACAUCAUGGGGGGCAGCCAGCUUGGGGGCCGUGGAGAAAGGGUCGAUGUUCUGCCCGUCGAGUGCUACAAUCCCCACACCGGCCAGUGGAGCUACUCGGCGCCUUUGCUAAUAGGAGUGAGCACGGCAGGAGCCGCCGUCCUCAAAAGCAAGAUCUACCUGCUGGGUGGCUGGAACGAAAUUGAAAAGAAAUACAAGAAGUGCAUCCAGUGUUACAAUCCCACUAUCAACGAAUGGACAUUGGAAGACGAAUUAUCGGAGGCGACCGUCGGGAUCUCGUGCUGCGUAAUCACAAUGCCGAAUCGCAAGACUCGGGAAUCCAGAGCAAGCUCGGUGUCCUCUGUCCCUGUCAGUAUGUAACUGUGCAGCACGGGUGAAUUUUGUAGUAAGCCACCGUGUGAAUGUUAAGUCAGACAAAACUGACUCCACGGAUGCCAUCCAAUCAUUGCAAUAUUGUCACGGCAAAAAAAAAAAAAUGAGCAAAAUGGAAUCCUCAUCAGGGAAUGUGGAAUGAAAAUGGACAGAUUGAAAUUUAGCCUAAAAGAAUGCGUUUGGCGUUUUCCAUUUUUACGCAGAAUUUAAGUAAGUUAUUAAACAUUCUCGAUUCCCUAAAAUGUAAACAAGACAUAAUGCAUAUUGUCCUCUCUCAUGCCGUAGGCUACUUUAUUGUGAAUGUUUGUGUUCAUUUCUUGAUUGUAGUUAAUAAGGAAAACAAACUGAGCAGAUUCAAUGAAUAUUAAGAAGGACAUUUUCAAAAGGAAAGCUUUGGAACGUCUUAGUAAUGGUAAUAAUUAGAAAAACAGUGCAGAAUGCAUGACGUGUUGUGUUGAAAGGUAAGUUGAAUUGGGAAGCUCAUUGUUUUUGACAUACCGGGUUCAUGACGUCACUCACUCCGAGGCUAUUUUUAUUUCUGUUGCUUGCAGAAAAAGAUAAAAAAGCUUAAACUGCCCAGCGUCACUUGUUGGAAACCAUUUCAAAGCAAAAAACAAAAAAACAUCUCACUUAGUUGCGGUGUUUCUCUCAGAUGUGCCUUUCUAUGCCUGUUUUCCUUUCUUUGUCCUUUUCCUGGCCCUUUCCUUUUUCCAACACUGAUCUCCUUCCUGGCAGAACAGAAAUUAAGCAAAAUAUUGUAUAUUUAGCCAAUGCUUUUAUUUAAAGCAACUUUCUGUAUUAGCUCAAAGGAGAGAGGAUGAAAUUCAAAUGGAGAGACUGGGAGAAUAACGUGGACAAAACACAAAGCCGAGGUCCAAACCCGAAGUAAAUGAAGGAUGUCCUGCUCCUACGUCCUCUCAAUCCAGUUAUAUAGCCAGAGAGAAGGUUCAGGAGUAGUACUGGCAUCAGGGUGGCCCCGCCUCCUGGGGCUCCACCCACAGAGAUCAAUGAAUAGCUGAAUAUUUAAACAGACGGAACAUAAUUAUAGAAUUACAAUUUAAGCCACAAAAACACAAAGCCGAGGUCCAAACCCGAAGUAAAUGAAGGAUGUCCUGCUCCUACGUCCUCUCAAUCCAGUUAUAUAGCCAGAGAGAAGGCUCAGGAGUAGUACUGGUAUCAAGGUGGCCCCGCCUCCUGGGGCUCCACCCACAGAGAUCAAUGAAUAGCUGAAUAUUUAAACAGACGGAACAUAAUUAUAGAAUUACAAUUUAAGCCACAAAAACACAAAGCCGAAGUCCAAACCCGAAGUAAAUGAAGGAUGUCCUGCUCCUACGUCCUCUCAAUCCAGUUAUAUAGCCAGAGAGAAGGCUCAGGAGUAGUACUGGUAUCAAGGUGGCCCCGCCUCCUGGGGCUCCACCCACAGAGAUCAAGGAAUAACUGAGGGCUUUUAAAGGUCUAAUUUAAGAUUGGGAACUCUAAAAACAAAAUGAUAAGAUUAGGCACCUAAGAGGGGACAUUAACAUUAGGGACCCCUGUGCUCCAUCCAUCCAAUCCCACUAACUUUAAGGUCAGGUCUUUGUGGUUGGGGUAGGCCAGUCUGAUAAUUCAUAACCCUUUUGUGGACUUGCGAUCCAGACAACAGGGAUUGUUCUUGUCGUUAAGGUUUAGGGUUAGGGUUAGGGAUUUUAGGGUGAGGGAUUUUAGAAUUCAAGGAUUACGAUAUUCUCGUCGGUUUUUGUUUUCAGUGUAAACUGAGGAAGCUUUUUCAGGGUUUCCCGUUGCCAUAGCAGUUCUCCCACAAUUGCACAGGAUGCGCGCUGCCUGUGACGUCACCAGAGAGAGCUGGUGUAAAGGUCACUCCAAACAUCUCCAUGGUAUCCGAGUUUUAUUAAUCGAACUUGCGCUCCAGUCUUUUGUAGCCUGUUGUUCUUUUUUUUUGAUCUCUUUCUCUUGGUUCUGUCCAUCGGUUUUGUAUUACGUUUCUAGUUUGUUUCAAAAAUAGAACUGACUGUCGGCCUUUUGACUUUUGUGCGUCUCCCAGUCCUCCACAUGUAAAACAUUACUGCCGGCAUAAAAUAGCAUUUAGAAGAAUGAAAUUUCCAAGCAACAGAUAUAAAGAGUUGGUCCUCUCAACAGAAAUACUUGAUUGCUGAGCCCGUAAGUCAAGAAGAAUAUGCUUCCUUUUUAAAAAAAAAAAAA
Molecule: messenger RNA, 4250 nt
Organism: Polypterus senegalus (gray bichir)
Lineage: Eukaryota; Metazoa; Chordata; Cladistia; Polypteriformes; Polypteridae
Gene: klhl31
Product: kelch-like family member 31
Exons: 3
Coding region: 135-2039 (634 amino acids)
Biological process (GO): negative regulation of protein phosphorylation
Cellular component (GO): nucleus; cytoplasm
Molecular function (GO): protein binding
Source: RefSeq, a predicted model, not a curated record